Messenger RNA from Engraulis encrasicolus (European anchovy), 2843 nucleotides. RefSeq names its product gastrula zinc finger protein XlCGF57.1-like. Gene Ontology annotation, cellular component: nucleus. Gene Ontology annotation, molecular function: DNA-binding transcription factor activity, RNA polymerase II-specific; RNA polymerase II cis-regulatory region sequence-specific DNA binding. The transcript is spliced from 8 exons. The record is from RefSeq and is a predicted model, not a curated record. Gene Ontology annotation, biological process: regulation of transcription by RNA polymerase II. Lineage: Eukaryota; Metazoa; Chordata; Actinopteri; Clupeiformes; Engraulidae. The coding region runs from base 107 to 2341 and encodes 744 amino acids.
UUGUUGUUGCUAGGCUCUCGUCGAACGCGUUUUGGAUUUUGGGAUGUUGUACGGUGGGAUGGAUCACCACCAUAACUAGAAUAUUUACUUUUCGCAAGGCGACAACAUGUCAGUCUCAGAUGUUUUCGAGUCAGAGCUCAUAUUUGUCAUUAAAGAAUUAAUCAACGCAGCGCAGUUAGAGAUCGCCAAAGUCGUAAUAUCAUGUGGCGACGGGGAAGCCUCGAUGUCAACAGAGGGAAACGGCCCAAAAUGUCCGUGUACGCGUGAAGGACAGGAAAAUGAUAUGGUUCUCAUUUCCUCCAUACUGGAAAUGUUUGGACGUGAGGCUAUACGCAAGCUCAGCAGAACUUUUACAGAGUGCUGUGCCGCUUUGCAAAAUGAGUGCAAGCAAAGUAAACAGGAGAAUGCAAGCCUGAAGAGGAGGCUUAAGAAUAUGCAAAAAAGGCUUGAUGUUGUUGUCAACGAUCUAAUGUCAGCACAAGGAGAGUGUGAAACCCCAGCAGCCUUUACAGAAACAACAGGAUUGCCGGUAAUUCUGACAGCACCAACAACAUCAACUGCUGACAAUGCAGGAGUACCGGUAGUUCUGACAACAACUGCAGCACCCUUAACAACAUCAUCAGGCAAUACAGGAGUACCGGUAAUUCUGACAGCAACUGCAGCACCCUUAACAACAUCAGCAGGCAAUACAGGAUAUAUUCUUCUCUCAGGCCUGCCGCCCCUUACCUCACCUUUGCUGAUGCCAACAGACACCUUUCAGAAAGAUGAGAGUCUAGGAAUGGGGAGUUCCACACAGCAGAAUGGGCUCGACACAGACUGCAGUCUUCAGGAUUUCCAGGAUGAUUCGGAUGGAGAAAUGAUUGGAUAUGAGAUUCAAGAGGAUGUUUCUGAAGGCGUCUCAGCUGUGGGAGAAGAGGCAUUCAACAUCAGAGGCCGAACUCGUCAUCAGUUAUCCAACAGAAAAACAUUGCCGGUGGAUCUGAGUUUGACACCACCAGACCCAAACCAGCAAAUUGACAAAAGGAAGCCUGAAAAACCACACAGUUGUGACCAAUGUGAAAAGAAGUACUGGAGCCUAAAACUUCUUCUCAAGCACAAAGUCUUACAUGAUCGCAACUCACAACUGGACACCAGCUUAAAACAGGACACACCCAACUCACCAGAGGCUCGCAAAUACAAAUGUGACAUCUGUGAUAAAGUAUAUACCAAUGGAAGUUCCUUGCAUUACCAUAAGUCGGUGCAUGUUGAUGUGAAGCCUUUCAUAUGCUCAACUUGUGGUAAGGGUUUCGUUACAUCAUGGAGUCUUAAAAGCCACAAGCUCACCCACACAGGAGAGAAACCUUACACGUGUACAACGUGUGGGAAAGGCUUCACUCAGUCAGGAAGUCUGACUGUGCACGAGAGAAGUCAUUCAGGGGAGAGGCCUCACAAGUGUGAUCAGUGUCCCAAGGCCUUCCUUAAGUUACAAAUGCUAAAAAUGCACAAGGUGGUUCACACAGGUGAAAAGCCUUACAAAUGUGACCUGUGUGAGCAGAGCUUCGGCGUUCUCAAUAAUCUCAAGAGACACAGAUUGAUUCACACUGGCGCGAAACCGUUCGUUUGCGUGGUGUGUUCAAAAGGUUUCUCUCAGAAGACCCACCUGAAGACACACAUGCAGACACACAAAGGUGAAAAGCCUUUCAUGUGCGACGUCUGUGGGAAAACCUUUCUUUAUAACUUUGCUCUCAAAAAUCAUAUGCUAACACAUGAUGGGAGCUUUGCGAAUGGAGGGGAAACUGGAAGUAGAUUUCCAAUAAAAAAUCCUAGUGACCCCCUGACAUGUCCCGUAUGUGGUAAGCGCUAUAGUACUCCAGCUACGCUAAAAAUUCACAUAAUGCUGCAUACAGGACAAAAACCGUUUAAAUGUGAAGUGUGUAACAAAGCAUUUGCUCUGAAAAGCACUUGCAACCAGCACACCAAAAUCCAUACUGGGGAGAAGCCAUUUGCAUGCUCCUUGUGUCCAAAGCGUUACGCUUUUCGCCAGGCACUUAACAUACACAUGCGCAUUCAUACAGGAGAGAAACCGUAUGAGUGCAAAAUUUGUGGGCUGGCCUUCAAUGCAGACAGUAACUUUAAGAGACACUUGCGUGUUCACACUGGUGAAAAGCGGUACUCCUGUGAAGUUUGUGGAAAGCGGUUUGGUCAGCCUAAUAACGUGAAGGCUCACAUGCAAGUUCACACUGGAGAAAGGCCACAUUUCUGCGAGAGGUGUGGCAGGAGGUUUGCCUGUGUUAAAAACUUGAAAAACCACAAGUGUGUUCCAGAGCCGGCUGCAGAACCAAGUCGUUGGAUGAGCAUUUGAUGGAAUAUGGGGGGGGGGACCUUGGCGGGGGGUAUGGGUGUCCUCCCCCAGAAAAAAUUGUAUUUCUUAGAUGCAACUUCCUGCAUUUUAAUCCAAUUGUGGGCACCGUUUCAGCUCUAUAAGGAACAGUACUUUUGUAAAUACAGGACAAUCCCAUUAUUUCAACGGAUCACUGUUCACUUAUUAUUUCACAUUUAGGUCUACUGACAAAUUGUCAAUGUCAAUGCCUAAAUAUUGUAGCCUAUUCAUUUAUUUCUUUAUUAGGGCUAUGGUGGCAUUUUAUCUUGUACUUUAUAUUUACUGUUUUCAGAAAAAAAUACUAAUUUGUUGCAUAUUAAUGACCAUAUCAGCAUGUUUAGGUGAAUAGGCCCAGGGGCGGCACAGCAGCUUGGCUGGGGGGGCAAUGCCCUCCAAUGCCCCCCAGUGGCGCCGGCCCUGGUGUGUUCCCUGUUAAAUUUCACAUGAAAUCCUGUUGUCCCAAUAAAUCGUUUUGAACGUUGAA